Molecule: messenger RNA, 2285 nt
Organism: Panicum virgatum (switchgrass)
Lineage: Eukaryota; Viridiplantae; Streptophyta; Magnoliopsida; Poales; Poaceae
Product: rust resistance kinase Lr10-like
Exons: 6
Coding region: 630-2069 (479 amino acids)
Biological process (GO): protein phosphorylation
Molecular function (GO): protein kinase activity; ATP binding
Source: RefSeq, a predicted model, not a curated record
GAUCAGGAAGUUCCACGUUUCCCCACCACCGCCUCUGAAUGCCGGAACGGGCCCGCCCCUCGUCGCUGCCACCUUCUGCUCCGGCGAGGGCUACGUGAGGCAACUGGCGCAGCUCUCCGGACCCACCUCCUACUCGGUACUGACAGAGGAUGAUGAUAAUGCUGGCAUAUCGCCACAUCUCGAUGAAAUUCCAACCUGUGGGAAGGACAUGCAGUAAAACCUUAUUGAGUUCUUGUUGCAGAUGUAGGAGGGCGACAUCAUGUUGUUUGCCCUCCUUUCUCCUGUGGUGGUUUUAGCAAUGUAUCAUAUCCCUUCCGUCGGCAAGGUGAUCCACAUGGGUGUGGUGUUCAAUCGUACGAGCUGGUUUGCACGGAGAUCAGCGCUACGAUCCGCAUCGGCAGUGGAGUAUACAACGUGCUUAGCAUCAACUAUACUGGUUCUUACUUCUGGGUUGUUGACGCCAACUUGGGCAUGCAAAACAGUUGCCCCCUUCCGCGGAAAUAAAGUACAAUGGUUCAUGGCCGGUCGAAUGCCUGAGCACAGCAGAUUCUUUCAUCUAUGUGUCAAUAUGGCCUGACUAUUCCUUUGUCGAAGCUGAGUAUUUUGCGCCCUCAUGUGGUUUCCUGGCUAUGACUCCUUUGGGUGGUCCAGGCACGACGUUGGCAUCAGAUGUUUUUGAGGGAAGCUAUCUAGAUGUUAUUAAGCUCAUGAGGAAAGGAUUUGCUCUUCAAUUUCCUUUUACGUAUGGGGAGACCAUCAGAGAGUGCCUCGCAUGGUCAAAGCGUGGAUUUCGUUAUGAUUUCCGUAAGGGGGGCAGCACCAAGCUUCAAACUUGGGACAUUCUUAAGAUUGACAUGUAUUUCUGGGACUGCGUUACUGAGCAAUUUAGGUCAUCUAAUCAUGUGACAUCUUUUCUCCUCGACAUCAUCAGUAUAACAUUACCAGCUGCUCUGUUGGUUCUCAAGUUUAUUCAUCUUCUUAUCAGGUACAUAUUGGUGCCGCUGGCAUUGUUUACCUUCCUUGCCCACAGAUACUGGAAAACAAGAAUAACACUCGACGCAGUAGAGAAGUUUCUACGAAUGCAGCAAAUGCUUGUAACAACGAGAUACGCCUACACAGAUAUCAUUGCGAUCACGGGCCAUUUCAGAGAGAAGCUCGGCCAAGGAGGCUAUGGCUCCGUAUACAAGGGCGUGCUGCUGCCAGGCGGUGUUCCCAUUGCUGUCAAGAUGUUGGGCAGCUCUAGCUGCAAUGGAGAAGAGUUCAUCAGCGAGGUCGCCACCAUUGGCAAGAUCCACCAUGUCAAUGUGGUGCGCCUCGUCGGGUUCUGCUCUGAGGAAACGGUUAGGGCACUCAUCUACGAGUUCAUGCCCCGGGGAUCUCUCGACAAGUACAUCUUCUCGUCAGAGAAGAGCUUCUCAUGGGACAAGCUCAACGAGAUUGCCCUGGGCAUUGCUAGAGGCAUCAACUACCUGCACCAGGGGUGUGACAUGCAGAUUGUACACUUCGACAUCAAACCGCACAACAUCCUUCUCGACAGCAACUUCGUCCCAAAAGUUGCUGAUUUUGGGCUCGCCAAGCUAUUCCCAAGGGAUAACAGCUUCGUGCCGCUGAGCGCUAUGCGGGGAACGAUCGGCUACAUAGCUCCGGAGAUGGUGUCACGGAGCUUCGGUGCCAUAUCCAGCAAGUCCGACGUGUACAGCUUCGGGAUGUUGCUGCUGGAGAUGGCCGGAGGGCGCAGGAAUGCUGACCCGCACGCCGGGAGCUCCAGCCAGACGUACUACCCAUCGCUGGUGUACGGCCAGCUGACCGGGGAGCAGGUUGGGGAGAUCAGUGAAGAUGUCGACAUGCACGAGCUGGAGAAGAAGCUGUGCGUCGUUGGGCUCUGGUGCAUCCAGAUGAAACCUCGUGAUCGGCCGACGAUGAGCGAGGUCAUAGAGAUGCUUGAAGGGGAUGCGGGCGCUCUGCAAAUGCCCCCGAGGCCGUUCUUCUGUGACGAGGAGAUGCUUCCUGAAGUGGCUUCGUACUCUCUGUCCUCCGAACUGAAUGUGAUAGAGGAGGAAGAUGAGUGAAAUACUUUGUUUCUAUGUGUCUUAAAUGUACAAGGACAUAUGUUUGUCCGUUUGUAGCUUGUCAUAUACUCAUACUAAGCUCAGGGUUGCCAGUGUGUGAUACAGUGAUUGUGUAGUUUCCUAUCUCUGAUGAGGACACGUUGUUUUGUCUUGCCUCUGCUCUGGAGUAUUUGGCAGCUAUGCUUAAUGCACAAAUAUUAAUGCUUAGCACUAUCA